This is a messenger RNA of Myxocyprinus asiaticus (Chinese sucker), 9207 nucleotides long. RefSeq names its product probable G-protein coupled receptor 174. The coding region runs from base 5792 to 6790 and encodes 332 amino acids. Gene Ontology annotation, cellular component: membrane. The record is from RefSeq and is a predicted model, not a curated record. The transcript is spliced from 5 exons. NCBI's taxonomy places the organism in Eukaryota, Metazoa, Chordata, Actinopteri, Cypriniformes, Catostomidae. Gene Ontology annotation, biological process: positive regulation of Rho protein signal transduction; phospholipase C-activating G protein-coupled receptor signaling pathway. Gene Ontology annotation, molecular function: G protein-coupled receptor activity.
GCCUACACACAAACAGAAAGUACAACGCCUGCGAUUAAAAGACACAAAUACAUUUGAUACUUUGAAGAAACAUUGCAAAACUGUUCAAUAGGCCAUAUGUUGUGUUUUAGAGUGACUGGAUUGACUUGGACGGUGAGAAACUAGCAGUUUGUCUACUGAACUCAUUCAGCACUGAUGCUGUGGCUUCAGAUCACAUGUUUAUGGGCUGAUGUUCCUGUCAGCCAUUAAUGUACAGGAGACACAUGACCAUCAUUUCACAAGCAUGUCCUGCCUGAUUGGAAGAUGCCCUGGGGAUCCUGUGAGCAACGCCACCAGAUCUGGCAUCCAUGACUAGUGGGACCAGUCGGAGGCUAUAAAAAAAAUCUUGGCUGACAAAUCUUGUAUCUUGGUGAGCACCACUGGCAGAAGAGGAAAAGGUGGAAAGGAUACAGAAGGCCCUGUGGCCACUCAUGCACUAGAGCAUCUACCCCCAGUGUCCCUUUGGGGCCCAUCAUUGAGUACCAGAGGGGGCAAUGAGUGGUCCCCUGAGAGGCAAAUAGGUCCACCUGAGCCCUCCCAAAGUUGGCCCAAAUGGCCUGCAUGAUUUCUGUGUGCAGUCGCCACUUCAUUGGCCUUGAUCCUCCUAUUGACAGAAGUUUGGCUGCCACACUGUCCACCCCUGGAAGAUGUAAGGCCCUCAAUGAGAUACCUUGUGAGUGAGCUCAUAGGAGCAGCUGCCGAGCCUUGCUGUGAAGAGAUGGAGAGCUGACCAUUCUCUUGUGGACUUACUUUGUUUCUUGCAAACCACUGCUGCAACGGCUGCAUUUGGAGCAAACCCAGCAGCACUACCUGAGAGGCCACUGCCAUCAGGCUGAAAAGCCUCUGGCCACACUUCACUGUUGUUUGAGAUUUUCCCAUGAGUUGGGACAAUUGCUCUCUCAACACCAGAUGCCUCUGAGGUGUAAGACAGGCACUCAUGGUGGUUAAGUCCAGCACUAAGCCAAGAUACAUUACGUCAUGCAUGGGUUAAGACAACUUUACUCCUUGUUCAAAGCCAGGCCCAGCCAUAGGAGGUUUAACACUACCUCUGUAUAGCUCCUUGCCUGCUGCUUGAUUGGGACACAUAUCAGCCAGUCGUCCAAGUAGUUGAAGACACAAAUUCCCUGGCGAAUGAGUAGAAUGAGUGCCGCGUCCAUGCACUUGGUAAAAGUAUGAGGAGCUAGGGACAGACCAAAAGGGAGAACCUUGUACUCAUACGCGUCAUCCUGAAAGAAAAAAUUUAGGUACUUCCUGUGACUUCUGUGAAUAGGGAUAUGAAAAUAGACAUCGUGUAGGUCCAGUGUGGUGAAUCAAUUCCCCUGCCUUAUGCCCUUGAAGAGGGUUGACAGGCACAGCAUUCUGAAAGGUAAAUGCUUGAGAUAAACUUUGAACCUCUUCAGAUUUACGAUGGGACAUAAGCCCCCAUCCUUUUUUGGAAUGAAAAAGUAGGAGUGUUACUGCUCCUUUUCUCAAAAGAACUGAGACCUCCUCUGAAAGGGACACACUCUCUGCAUUGCCCUUUAGGACUGUAGGGGAAAUACCCCGGUAACGUAGGGGCUUGGCCAUGAACUGGAGCCUGCAUUCUGACUCCAGGGUGCUGAGCACUGGGCACUGGGUACACUGGUGUCAGUAAGCCAGGUGUCGAGGUGUGAAGUGUGAAACUGGAGGCUGACAACUAUCAGCGCCGGGACCGGUGCCCAGGUUGUUGCAUGUAUGCUGGCUUAGUAGGACGCUGCUGGUGAAAGGAGCGGUGGGCUUCCUGGUGUGAACCUGCUGAAGAACUCUGCAUUGAAGCCUGCUGUGAACCUGCCCACACCUGGACAGACGGAGCUGAAUGGCCCCAUGCACCUGAAGGCCGCUUUGUUCGCACAAUCUGCCACACCCAGUGUGUCAGCUCUCUCGUCCUGCGUGACUACUCUAGGGCUGCUUCUGAUGGUGGGCCAAAUACUUCUCCUGGCACAACUGGGGCAGCCAAUAUAGCCCCACAGUCCUGGUCUGACAAAUUUGACUGUGCCAGCCAAACUUGAUGGCGUGCUUGGACCACAGAAGCCAUGGACUGGCCUAGAGCCUGGACAUGAGCACUGGUCCCCCAGAUCAGCAUAUCCACAACUCGCAGCAUCUCUGGCACUUUGUUGCUGGGAGCAAUGGAGAACAAAUCCUGCAACAAUCCUUGCAAAUAAACUAGCAAGAGGAAAUUUGUGCAGGAAAGCCUUGCAGCCAAAGCAGAUGCCUGGUAAGCUUUACGCAGCUGAACAUCCACAGCACUGCAGCACUUGUUUGGAUGGGUCACAUCUCUGCCUGCCCUUGCUGUUGCACCAGCCAACAGAGCGAACAUUGGCCCCACCAAGGGAGCUGUAGAAAGGCUGCAGCCUUCUGCCCAAUCCAAGUUGGCCAGCUGUGUCCUGGGUAAUGCACUAGUGCUAGGUGCCUUCCAGGAUGACUGCAUCUCAGCCACAAAAUCAGGAAGGAUUGGUAACCCUUCUGAUUUUCAGCACUGAGGGCCUCUAUUAAUCACUGAUGAAGUAACAGAGGCUAAUAAUGGCAACUGAGCACACUCUGCUGCUCUAGAAAUUAUGGCCUUGCCUUAUGGGUCUAGUGGAGCUGGAUCUGAGGCCCAGGAGGUGUCUUCAUCCAGCUCAGAAUCUAAGGGGUCCUCUGGGUCCAACCUCAGAAAGCCAUCCCCAACAUCAAACACACCUGAAGCCGUUAAGGACAGAUAAUCUGGAUGGAGACAAGGGCGUCUAGUUCACUGGUUCAGCCGAAUUCAAGGCAUUGGUUGGCAGAUGUUGUGCCUGCACAUACUAUCAUCCUUCUUUCCCACCACACACUCCGGCUGACGCAUUGCUUGGCUGGGGGGGGGGCUGCCUGAAGUAGGGCUUCGGUCAUCCUCUUCCUGCAUCAUCAUUCCCUCCACUGGGUAGUGUGCCAGGAAAAAUCUUGAGUAGCUUUCGACCUCAUGGACGAAGGGGCUUUAAAACACAACAAAAUUAGCACUGUUAACAAACAGUCAAUACACCCUAAGCCAAUUAGUAAAACUCCUGCUUCCGCAUUGUACUUACUACACUGGCUUGGUUCAGAACAAAAAACUCUGAUGCUGAAACUGUAACUUUCUCCUUCGCGAGAGAAGAGGUUCCACCAGCUCUCAACAAUCACUUAAAUUCUUUGAGAAACGCAAGUCUCGUUGCAGCUACCAUCUUUCACGAGGCAAAAAAAAAAAAAAAAAUGCGCCGUAGGGAUCACACUGGUAUUUCUAUAGGUUGACUGCAUGCAGUGGGGGGUGUGAUUAAUUUCAUAUACUGUCUCCUGACAGCUGAUCCUCUUGCCGAGGCUGACCCAUAUGGUGGCGUGUUGACCGAGAUUAAAUAGAAUUGAGUAUACUUGAUGUAACAUGAGUUGCGAUAGACAGUGUGUUUGGAGCAAUAGAGACAAUUUGAAUGAUUAUGCGCACUCUCGGUUUCACUCCAUUCAACACGAGCACUCUUGGUGUCAAUCAAACAUGCAUGCUCUCAAUCUCUCAUCAGUCACUUAUCCUAGCGCUAUUUUGUGAGAACCCGAUUUUAAUCAGAGACAUAUGUUUGUCACAAUCCCCCUAUAACUGCAAUAACAGUUUAACCUUCAAUAACAUUACCGCAUCUUCACAAAGUUCCUUAAUAAUUAGCGAUUUGCAUUACAACAAAAUGCCAAAGGUGGUAAACAAAUCAUAGAUACUAAUGAUUUCUUAUUAAAGUUUUUUGGGAGCUUGAAAUAGAUAUAUAUCUCUUAUUUUUGAAUGAAUCUCUUUGGUGUAUACGGGUUGUCAUAUCAAUUAAAUUUAAUAGUGACAACAGAACUAUACCUAACUAAUCAUAAAUGUUUUCAAUUCAAAGUGUGAUGAGACUAAUUCAGCUGCUAAAUCUGGCAGAAUAUAGAAAGAUAUUACAAAGUAUUCACACUUGAUUUUUGUUCAGCAUGUUGUGUUUUUAGUAAAGAUUGUGGACUGACUGAAAAAUGUGUUAGGUAAACUAGUGCAACAAUAUGGUGCCCACAUCUAUGAAUAUCAAAUCAAUCAAUAAAAGUUUAUUUUUAUAGCACACUUAAAAACAACAAAUGUUGACCAAAGUGCUGUACAAAACUGACCAACAUGUAAUAAAUAGUAAAAUAAAAUAAGAAUAAAAUAAAAUAACACCAUAAAAUGAUACUGCACAAUAUGUUACAAUGACUCAUAAGCAAGGGAGAAUAUAUAUGUAAAGUCUCAUUUUGAUAUAAAUGACAUGGUUUCACGUUGAACCACGCCAACCAAAAACUGAAACACAGUAUGAAGAAAACAUGGCACAAAAUUGUGUCUCAUAUUAAUGAAACUUAAAUGUGAAACUAAAUAUUAAUGCAGCUAUGUAUAAACAUCAAAUACUGUAUCAAUUAGCUGGAAUUUUAAGAGAAAUAAUAAAAGAUACGAAGAUGAAUAAAAUAAUGUGAAAAGUAAAUGAAUCUGUGAAUCUCAGACAAACAUGCCAAGGUCACGACAUUUCACACACACACACACACACACACACACACACACACACACACACACACACACACACACACAUAUAUUGAAGAAACAAAACAAAGAAGCUGAUUUGCCUUUAAAAUUCUCAUUAUUCUAUGGAGCCCAGAAAUGUUUCCUUUUUUUCUUUUUAUAAUUCUCUGUAAUUCAUUAAGUUUCAUUAAAGGGUUAGUGUCAGGACUCUGGGCUGAUCGACUGUGCUCUGUGUGUUUGUAUUCUUGUUUUUGUUUUGUGUUUGGGCACAGGUCUCUAUUUAUUAUUAUUACUAGCCAUGUGCUCUCUCUACUCCUCCCUCUCGUUUGUACUUACCACACCCCCCUCAUCACCGCUGAGUUAGAGUGUUUAUGCUCACCUGCUGAUGAUUUUCCCUAUGGCUAUUUAUACCCUCUGUUUGCUCUGUUUGUUGCCAGAUUUUCUCUUGAAAACUAUGGUUGCAGCUUAGGCUAAGUCUUUGUACAGUUUGCUGUUGCAAAACAUUUUUUUCUUUUCCUUCUUACUGAGUUUGCAGAUCUCGGUUUUUACAGUAUUGGUACGUGUAUUGCCCUGGCUCUUGGAUCCAUCCAGUUCUAACUGUUUUCUCUCCGUGUGUUGCCAGCCCAGUUUUGUACCUGCUCUGUAUUCCCUCAGACCCCGUGGAUCGGUCUGCGGGCUCUUUCUCCUCCCAGCACCUCUUCUCUCACAAGUUGGAUUGUUAAUGUCUCUGCACUCUCCUCCCUGGAUGGUACCUCUCUUUGGCUAGUCCUCCAGUGGUUUCAACCCCACUACCAGUGUGUUUGUGUGCCUCACAUAUCCCUUCAAAAUACAGGGUUGGCUGGAAAGGAAGAGAAGAUCGGUCUUUGCUUGGUUGAGUGAAGGUGGUGUUCCUUCAUCCAGGCCGAGAUGUCUGCCAGACAGGCCGAGGUCCGAGUAGUCAGACUGGAAAGACAAGUAGAGCUGUGUGUCAUCGCUGUAGCAGUGAGCUGGACACACUGAAACUCCAACCCUCAUGCUGAAAAACAACAUAUACAUAUGUUCAUCGAUGUAACCAUGUCAGAAGGCAAAUUGUUGGAUUUUGUCAAGGAUAUUCUAAACAACCUAGUUUUAAUUGACCAUCACUGUGGAUCAUUAAUGUUUCGGAUUUUUGGACUCUGAGAACUUGAGAAAAUGUGCCAUCUCGGAUCUACAGCACACAGCCAGAUGAACUCAACAAACAAGAUGAAUUAUACAGGCUAUUUGUAGAGUUUUAGGACUCUCAAAUUCCAGUCAAAUGAUAUGAAAAUGAGUGCCAACGACAUCUCUUGCAACAUCAAUACAACAUCAAUACAAGAAUAUCAGCAUAAAAUCUAUGCAAUCUUCUACACAGUCAUUCUCGUUCCUGGGUUGAUCUGCAACGUUCUUGCACUCUGGGUUUUCUACGCCUACGUGAAGGAGACAAAAAAAGCCGUAAUAUUCAUGAUCAAUCUGGCCAUAGCUGACCUGCUGCAGGUGUUGUCGUUACCUCUGCGCAUUUACUACUAUCUCAACGAGUCAUGGCCUUUCGGUCAGGUCGCUUGCAUGGUCUGUUUCUAUUUGAAGUAUGUCAAUAUGUACGCCAGCAUCUUCUUCCUGGCGUGCAUCAGUGUGAGACGCUGUCGACUCAUUAUCCACCCAUUGCGCUGCGGUGCAACAAAAAGACGGCAGGAUCGUAGCUGGUGCGUCGCUGGGUGGUUCGUCGUGUGUUUAGGAUGCCUACCAUUCCCGCUUCUAAGAAAAAACCCAUCCACUCCUCUACAUUGCUUCUCUGAACUACCAAUGAUGCAACUGAAGAUGGUGUUAGGAGUGUCCCUAAUGACGGUUGCAGAAAUCAUGGGUUUUCUUCUUCCAUUGGCUGUGGUGAUCAUUUGCACGUGGUUGACCGCAGCAAGUCUACGUGAGAAAACCUGCAUUCUACAAGACUCUGGGGAAAAACACAAGGCUCUCAAGAUGGUAUUGAGCUGUGCUGCUGUGUUCCUGGUCUGUUUUGUUCCCUAUCACAUCACUUUCCCUUUAGACUUUCUGGCCAAAUCCAAUUUUACUGUUAGUUGUGCUUUUAAGAGUGCUGUGCUUCAUACGCAUCCCAUCACACUGUGUCUGGCAAGCUUGAACUGCUGUCUGGAUCCAGUCAUGUACUACUUCACCACUGAUGAGUUCAAGCGCCGUCUGUCCAGGCCAGAGUUGCAGGAAAGUUUGCAGUUUCACCACAGGAUAUCUUGCUCCACACAUGAGGCUGUGAGAUCUGAGCCCGAAGAGUGAAGAACAGACCGAGCACACUGAAACACUGGGACAACAACUUCCUUAUGUACAUUGGGAAUUAGAGGAACCUCUUUUCCUGAGAAAUGUGAAUGUUCAAGCUGCAGAAUAUUUAGGAAAUUGAAUUAACCUUGACAAUGCACAAAAACUUUUACAGGUGUGUGAAUACAAAGAGUGAAUAUGACAAGUAAAUUUCUCUGCUCUGGAAGAUCAUGAAAAUGGACAAAAUAUUUUCAAUUACAAAAUAGCAGUAAAACUAUUGUCAGCGGUAUAUUUAAGGAAAAGGUGUAGUGAACACAAAAAUAUUCUACUGUAAGAAAAAAUGUAGAUAUUAACUUUGCUUCAUAAAGCCUUCAUUUUCUAUGACACACAAGUAUUUGAAUGAAAAGUGGGUCAUUCCGAGUAAUUUCACAAUACAAUAGCUGCGCGGGUCAAUUUGUGCAUCUCAGAAAAAAAAAACAAAAAAACAUUAAAAAUGUAUAUAAAUAAACAAGUUGCUUCUGCCUGAAUUCCGAGGACUGGACAUUUUUUUUUUUUUUUUAAAUACAAACUGUAAACAUACAAACAGGAAAUUUCAUGAGAACACAUCAGUAUUUAAAGAAGAUGACAUCUGGUGGUGAGAUGGUGGUAUGACAGGCUCGGAAUACACAUACACUUGCUAAUUAUGACAUUAAAUACACUAAUCAUGCUGUUGCCCAGUGCCUCCUGUCCCACCCUAGGUGAUCCCCCCAGCACCAGUGGUUACCAACUACCAACCUACCUACUAGUAUCCCUAACAAACUGUGUGCUUACAGAGGUGAAGUAAACUGAAAAGAGUAAAAGAGAGAAAAGCAAUAAGCUGGCAAGGGUAGUGGUACCUGACAGCGGAUGGCACCGUCACCUUGAAACACAGGAAGCCCAAACCGUAUUCCUUCUUGCGUCUUUCUUUGUUGGAAUUAAUUUAUAAAAAAAAAAAAAUAAUAAUAAUAAAUUAAAAAAAAAAAGUUAAUCCACGGGGAAAAAAAUGAAGGGUCUUUCAAAAGUGAAAGCUCUCACCACACAGGUGUGUGGCAUAACUUCCUAGACAGUCCCACCUUCAUACUAGCCAAGAAGGAAGCUGAUAGGAGACACUAUGGGCCUGUCAUCUAACAUACCAACACUAUUGUGCAGAAUUAAAGGUGCACUCAGUAAUUUUUUUUUUUCUUUAAAAAAAAUUAAAUAAAAAAUUUUACUCCUAGAGAAAUGAAUUGUUAUUUUGAAAUAUAUGUAUAACAUCAUGACAUGAACAUUCAUAAUAAGCUGAAGACUCCAGUAAUAUCAGUGACCUUAUAAAAGCUGUUUUAUUCUUUAAGGAGACGGUUCCCUCAUGGGAGCUGCCAUGUUAGGAUCACAUGACCUGCCGAAUACUACUCACCUAAUCUCAGUAACCACUCUGUUAUUGGACACUUUCACUCAUGGAUUAAAUUAAUUAUGGCUGACUGUGAACAGUAAAUUUCUAGAAUGGCAUCAGUAACUGAAAAUAUUGCAUUUGAAUAAUGCUGCAUCCACACAAUUAGGUGUCAGUGUAAGUCCAAUAGGACAAAUUAAAACAAUUACUGAGUGCAUCUUUAAUGUAUGUAAGUGGACUGGACUAAAAACAUCCCUAGACAUUUUUACAUAAACACAAUUUUAUCAAAAUCGUAUUAAAUCAAAAUGACCUUUUACAAAAUUAACCUGCUGUUGCAGUACCAUGCUACAGUGGUGGUAACAUAUGGCAAUACCAUAGUAUGUACAUGGGAGGCUACUACAAAGUAAGAUAAUGCCAUGGUAAUUUUUUUUGUACUUUUAUGUGCUUUCAUGUUUUUUGCUACAGUUUUGGUUGGAAAAUGUCUUUACCUGCAGUUCGCAGGCUGCAUACACACAUGCACGUCUUCAUCAUUGGAAAAUGAUAUGAUGCAAUUGUAGACUUUGGUUCAAUCCAUAAAGAUGUCUUUGUUCUUCAGCCAGAUCUUACUUACUUAAUUAAUUAAUUUCAACUUUAUUUGUCCCCAGAGGGCAAUUGGUUUUGUGACAAGACAUACAUACAGAACAAUAAAAAUACCAAAAUACAAGACAAUAAAAUACAUAGGGUACUAUACACAAGGAGGGGGAUGUGGGGGACACAGCAGUGGGCCAAAGUUUAUUUAAUAUAUAUAUAAAAUAAAAAUCUUAAGAUUUUAAAAAUAAGAUCUUAAGAAGGAAUUUAUGGCCAGACCUUAAUGUUAAUUAAAUACCCCUGACUAUUUUAAUGUAAAUAAAGGCAUACUAUUUACAGUUUUGAUUUCCAUGUUUACAUGUCAGUUACAAUGAAAGUGUUAGGUAAGGUAAUAACGGAAAAAAAUUUGACUUCCAUUGAGUUUUUUUUCUAGAUAAUAAGGACCAUGCAAGAGAGUGGUUGAAGAGCCCUGCCGUACAGUAUAAAC